AUGCCGCUCCAUAUGCCGUAUCAUUCUACAAUGGAAAAGGAGAUAGUCAAGGCUGCUGGUAUAUUGGAUUCUUGUUUCCGCUCUACAGUCAGUGCUGACUCGGCAAUUCCUGCUGAAAUGAUCCAAAAUGCCGUGGGUUUGGCUUUUCUAACAGUCGUUAAAGCUGGCAUGGUCUGGACUGGUAAAAUGGGUACAGGCAUCGUCAUUGCCCGUCUUGCAGAUGGCUCAUGGUCACCUCCUUCAGGAAUUGGUACUGCUGGAAUGGGCUUUGGGGCUGAAAUUGGUGGCGAAAUUAUUGAUUUUCUUAUUGUAUUGGGAUCUCCAAGUGCUGUCAAGACAUUUAAAAAGGGUACACAGGUGUCUGUUGGAGCUGGCAUUGAUCUGGCUGUGGGACCCGUCGGUCGAGCAGCCGGUGCUAGUGUCAAUGCUGGAGGGGGCGGAAUUAGCGGAAACUACACGUAUAGUCACGCCAAGGGCGCAUUCGCUGGAGUAGGGCUCCAUGGCUCUACAUUUGUUGUCCGAGGUGCGAUGAACAGCCAAUUCUAUGGUCGAAAGGUCACUCCCAAUGAAAUCCUGAGCGGACAAGUAACCCCUCUACCUGGAUCUUGUGACGUCUUGUUUGAUGCAAUUCGUCGUGCAUGCGGCCAGCAAGGACUAAAUGCGGGCCGCAAUCCAAACUUGCUUGGACCUAGCAAUAGCUACCACGGCAGCAACGAAGCGCCUGAUGCUGCGGAUCAUGCUGCAGCAGCUCGUGCAUCAUUCGCGGCUAGUAAUUCCGCCUCAUUCUCAAGUUCAUUUAGCGAACAACGGGUAUCCUCGUCGUCGUCUAGGUCAUUGCCAGCGGCAAGUACCGUAAAGCCGGAUCCGAACGAUCCGCGUCUACAACGAUGCAGUACAUACAAAUCGGAGCGCGAACUGUAUGCGCAGUUCGAGCAGCAAAAGAUUGGAGUUGUCCCUUCGGCACCGACUGAAUCUACACACCAUCAUCCGACAAAUCCGUCAUUGAAGUAUAAAUCGUACCCCGCUCCAGCCCCCAAUGCGGCAUACACAGCACCUCCAAAGGCACAAGCGAUGUAUGAUUCUUUCGUAAAACCAUCGGCGCCGAAGACUCCGCAGCAGCCCGUGCCUCCACUGCCGCCAUCUGCAAAGGGUGCUGAGAUGAAGCAGGUGUAUUCAGACGUGAUAAAUUUCGUACAAACUAAUUGCCCUUACGCAAAGCUGCAGGUGUUCAAGGAUAAUUGUCGACUCUUCGGUCAAGAUGCCAUGUCGCUUGAUGCAUUCUUUAGCUACCUGCUGUCGAUUUGCUCCCACACACUCAUAAAGGACCUUGUGCCUCAGCUGGUGCGCCUGCUUCCUACUCAGGAGAAGCGCGAACGCCUUUGGACCUUGUACGUGCGCGAAGUGCUUUUGAUCAAUAUUUGA
This is a messenger RNA of Peronospora belbahrii, 1422 nucleotides long. NCBI's taxonomy places the organism in Eukaryota, Oomycota, Peronosporomycetes, Peronosporales, Peronosporaceae. The record is from the annotation of a GenBank genome assembly.